Messenger RNA from Cuscuta epithymum, 2181 nucleotides. Lineage: Eukaryota; Viridiplantae; Streptophyta; Magnoliopsida; Solanales; Convolvulaceae. The record is from the annotation of a GenBank genome assembly.
UGAGAAUGAGAGGGUUUGGACAUUAGCCUAAAAAGUCCCGUGGUUUUCUCCCUUUCGAGUUUCCACGUAAAAACUGAGUGUUCAUACAUAUAUUUACUAUAUCGUGUUGGAUUAAACUCAACACUGGCGCCGUCUGUGGGAAUCUGUCCAAAAAGAUUCAUGUGUUCUACACAAAAAAAUCCAUACCAAAUGGACUGAUUUUCAGGGAAAAAGAGAAAAGAAUGACGAUUCUGGAAGAUCUGGACUGUCUGGAUCUUGUUCAAUCAAACUGCCGCCGCCGGAGCAUCUGCCAGACCGCCGCCGUGUGUCGCCGGGCUUGCUGAGUCAACUGUGGUUCGCCCGCACCGGUGGAAGUUCGCGGACAAAAUGAGGAAAUUUGGAUCUGGGUUCUGGAAUCUCAGGUUUAGGAACCCGAAGGCUCGUCGCCCAAACGCCACUUAACCGUGAGCAGGACCUCCUCCGUCGUAGUGGCACUGUUCAUCAGUCGAAGCUGGGUCCUCUGAUUGAGGUGCAGCACCGUCGUUCGUCGCCAUUAAUGGUGAGCCAGUGGUCACUCCUCGACCUGGUUAACCGCUGCUCGACCCCCAACCUCUGUCAACGUGGGUGGAUUUUUCGGCUAAGAGUUCUUGCUUUCCACCAUUAAUGGUGGCUUGGAGCUCAGGGAAGUGUACUUCGCAGUCAGCCAAACUUCCAGCGGGGACAAGAUUUUCCGACUGCCCUUGCUCUAUUGCAUCCACCGUCUCCGCCGGCAGAAAACGGCCGGCACGGCCGGCCUAUCUCUGGGUUGGUAGGAGGAUGAUUCACCUGCUGCACUCCUAAAGGCUACUCCAUAUGGCCAUGGUCCUAAGCAGACCACGUCUGCAAAAUUUGGGGCUUAGUAACGAGAGGCCAACAACGUAUUUGAAGAUUUCAUCCAAGGCUUCUUUAGCUUGGACUUUUGCAGCAGCCGGGUCCAUGCGCCAUAGGUUGAAUAAUUUUGACAACAAGGGAGCAAAUCUGACUCCACAUAUUCUGCUGGCAGACAUCUCUUUUGAAGCUAAGUAUUGAAUCUCUUGAUUACUAAUUAAAUUUCUUUGUAUGGGGUGGCAUUGUUUUAUGACUACUACUAUUAUUGUUGUUAUUCUGUGUGCCGUUUCUUUUGCAGAAAUGGUUGGAGAAGGAAAAGGAAGAUUCACAGUUGCUAUAGAUUCGGUAAGUGAGAUGUUGAGACACUCAUCCAUCCAUUCUGUCGCUAGAAUUUUAAGCCACCUCCGCUGUCAUGGACGGCGGGAGUAAUAGAUAUCAUCCGCAUGUGCUCCAAUCAAUAUUUCUGAGGUGUUUCUUAUGACCAGGUUUCAAGUGUGUUUUCCUUAUUGAAUUCGGACCUUCAUGAGACCAAAGUCACUUCUACACUUGAAUAUUUGUCUACCAUACGUGCUGAUAUAGUACCAGUGACGUCUCAGACAGUAAGUGGUCGAAGGGCUACUACCACAGAGAACCUACCAAUGAUGGAACAAAACUUUAAAAGAGGGAAGUUUCAGCGUGAAGAUAUACAGGUUGUGGAUACUGGUGUUAAAUUCACCCAUUGUAAUUUGGAAGAUGGCGAUCUAACUGCUCAAAGCCUUGUGCCCAAGGUGCAAUUUAAUCUCCUGCUAUCAGAAAAGGAACGCCUUGAUCGUGAGAAGGUUGUGCUCCCAUUUGAACACCAGGGGAAUGGUAAGCCCAUUGAAAUCUAUGAUGGCCGAAAAAUUCUUAAUGGCACGGAGAAAAACAGAAAUAUUUCUGAUAAGAUGCUUCAAACAACUGAGGAUUCUGGCAGGGGUGAAAUAAUCUAUUUUCGAGAUUCAGAUGAUGAAAUGCCAGAUUCUGAUGAAGAUCCCGAUGAUGAUUUGGACAUAUGAUUUUCUUGUCUGUGUUUUCCCCUUGUUUUUGCAUUUUGAGUGAUUAAAGUCAAAUUAAGUCAUGCAGAGAUGGCCGAGCCGACCAUUGUAUUUGUACCAAUGGCCAAUGCCAUGAGCCCAUGAACAUAUCAAAGUGGUCGAUACUGUUUCAGAUUGUAUCCAAUGUUCUAUUGGGCAUACUUUUGUUAUUUAAUAUUCAUUUUAGCCGUUAUUAAAAGUCCCUUUUAACUCUUACUGAAAAAUGACCCUGCGCCAGAUCAUACUUUUUGAGAUUUAUGAAUAGAAUAAAUUUCACUUUUGG